AUGGAGAAUCACAAUGAAGAGCCAAGUAUAGCUCCAGCGCCAAAUCGCUGGUACAAUAUUACGUUAGGACCAUCACUACUCAGCGAUUGUCACUUAUAUUCUCCCAGAUUCUGUACUUUACGAUAUGAGUUUAAACCUGCAUCGAUUGAUAAUAAGAAACCAGGAUCGUUUCACAAGAGUAAUGAUAAUAAGGUUACGUUGGAGUUUCAGAACAAUCAAAUUGGUAAACCUAGUGUUCGGUUUGAUGGUGUUAGUGAGGAUUACAAUGAUAAAGACAAAGAUGCAAUUAUCUUUUUUGAUGGCGAAACAUUUCGAUUGGAGAAGCUUCAUCGAGCUGUUAAACGUUUAAAAUACUUGCGUGUUCCUGGCGAUUCCGCUGCACCGUCGGUUACUGAAUCUGUUAGUAAAGCAACAAAGGUUAAGGUGGCAGAAAUUGACAUUAACAAUCCUGCUAGCUUAGAUCAUGAAAACGAAGAUGAUCCAUAUUCAUCUGCUCCUAACCCUAUUGUCAAUGAAUCCGAGGAGGAUGUCAACAUUGAUGAUGAUGAAGAUGCCAAUGAUGGCCAAGAAUCAGCAAGAAAAGAAACUUUGUCGACAAAGGAAUUUCGAACUGGUGGCCUUGACAUUGACAUUAAUCUUCCGCAUCCUGCUGAAAUGGAGGAGGAUGAGAUUGCAGAUGUAGAUAUCAAUGAUGAUGAUUCGUACAAAGGUCUUAAUGCAGCAGAAGCACUUAGAGCUCAAGUAAACGCAGAAGCAAGAGAGGAGGAGCGAAAGAGCUCAAGUUCAAGCAGCGGUAGAGAAAAUGAGAGCAGCGAAAGCGGAGCUGAGAGUAGUGGCAGUGGUAGCAGAAGUAGCAGCAGUGAAAGCGGAACUGCUAGCAAGAGUGGAAGCCGGGCUAGCCAUUAG
Arabis nemorensis is the source of this 906-nucleotide messenger RNA. The record is from the annotation of a GenBank genome assembly. Lineage: Eukaryota; Viridiplantae; Streptophyta; Magnoliopsida; Brassicales; Brassicaceae.